CUGUUUCUGUGCGACCUGUGCGACUAACUUUUCACGAAGAGGCAAUAAGAAAAUGUGGUAGACAAGGAUAUUGAAAUAUUGAAAGCAAUUUGCAUCUACCGGCGGUAUAAUUAUCAGAGACGGAUCGGCUGGCCUUCAGCGGACCGCUUUAUCUAUUUUAUUUUUAGGUCCAUAAGAAUAACCGAUUGAAGCCAUGGACGACAACGCGCUUCUAAAUCCUGCACUAGUUGCUAAAUCAAUUGGUUUCCAUGGCCAACCAUUGCAAAAAAUCUGGGAAGGUGAACGUGGCGAUGUUGACCUACUCAAAAUUGGAGUCGUCAAUCCCGAUUACACGUCUUAUCAAAUGCGCCAAAAACAUUUCACAUUUCAAAAUCGUGCCAAGCGUUUACGGCUUCAUCAAUUUAUCGCUAAAAAUGCAAAUUUAUUCUUUCGAACCAAGAUUGAUGACGAUGUUCCACAGAAAGAACCGUCGGCCAUUGAUGGAGCUUGUACAACUAUGCCGCCGUAUGAUUCAUUCUUUUUCGAAAAAAUGGACAAAUCACAGCGAUUGAAACACGUUUAUUCGCUACUCCAAAUUGGCGACGUUGUCUACGGUACCGUUCAUAACAAGAUCAAUUCUGGAAUGUUUGUUAAAUUAUUAUGCACCGGUGAACCGACCGUACGUUUCCUGGGCGAUUUAACUAUUCGCGCUUUUCUACCGAUGUGCGAAGCUAUACCGGCCAUUGAUAGAAAGGGCACCCAACGAUCGUACAUCACAAACGACAAUAUUUGCUGUGAAUUGAUUGAAAAGAAUGAUGACUCCGAGAAAUUGGUCAUUUCGAUGAGGGGUGCCUUUAAUCCGAAAACGCAAUUCGGUUUGGUUACCUAUGACCAUUUUCCCGAACUCUACAAGUCAUCAACCGAUUUGCAGCACGAAACGUAUGAGAAUAUUCUUGAAGCGUCGCCAGGAUUCAAAAAUCCCAAUUCCAUUGACUGUUUGUUCGAAAAAGUUGGAUUGAACGCAUCGACGAUAUACACAAACAUGAGCGGUUUGAAUGGAAAAUUUCCGGCCGAAGAAUACGGAAGCGAUUUACGUCAAGUACAAGCUAGUAAAUGGGCGUUCAGAUCGGUCGCUGAAGGCAUUGAACAUUUCAAAUUAGGCAGGCACACCGAGGCGUUCCAGUGUCUGAAUAAGGCACUGAGCAUUGACCCAAGAAAUGUCGAAGGAUUAGUGGCACGCGGUGCACUGUUCGCCAAUUCCGGUUCGUUCAAGAAAGCCGUUGACGAUUUUGACAAUGCGCUGAAAUUGAAUCCGGGCCAUGCGAACGCCCGGCGAUACAAGGGCGAAACGUUGGUCGCAUUGGGUCGAAGCUAUGAAGAGGAAAAUAAGAUCGAUGACGCAAUGAAAGCGUACCAGAAUUGCUUGACCAUAAUACCGAGACACGAAGAAGCUCAAAAAUCGUUGGAUUUUCUUAGGUCAAAGAAGGCGGUUGCUACGAACAGCAAACAAUUGAUCGAACCGAAUGAACUCACUUUGCCAGCAUUGAAUUUGAAAAUCGCCGAGCAAAAUCGCGACGCAUCGACGUCGAAAAAGGAGGCUGAUCCACGUAGCAAGGAUAAGAAAAAUAAGAAAAAGAAAUCGAAAAAUCGCAAACGACGUAAUUCGUCCAGCACAUCCAGUAGUGACAGUAGCGAUUCAAGCGAAUCCAGUAGUGGUUCCGAUUCCGAUAGCAGCGAUUCGACGUCCAGUACAGAUUCAGAAAAAUCGAAGAAAAAGGGACGCUCUCGCAAAGAUAAGCGAUUGAAGUCAUUGUCACCGUUGAGUAAGCGCAUGGCUUUGAUGCCCAAUCCGACUGUUGACGUACCACCGCAAACCAUGCGUAAUUUUAAUGACCCAUUCGUUGGAUCGGCAGUCUCUGAAUCGGACGAGUAUGAAGCCAGGGUUCGCAAGUUUCUGGAGUUGACACGUGACGAGGAAAACUUUGAGGAAAAAGUCAGGAAAUGUGUUGAAGAGACAAACAAAUACUGCAAAGAACGGAAAUUGGGUGAUGAAAAAUCGAAGAAACGGGAGAAAAAGAAAAGCCGUAAGAUGAAAAAGGACAGCAAGAAGAAGAAGAAGGAGAAGAAGUCAAAGUCGCAGAAACGAUCGAAGGAUGACAUUGACAAUUUGGAUAAAAUUGAAUUGCGGGAAGCUUUGAAAAUCAUUACCGCCAGUCUGCCUGGUUUCGACAUUGAUUCGAUUAAAGCCAGCAACAAGUUGGAAGUCAUCGAGAAAUCCCUGUCUGCAAUCAAGGAGAGCAACAAAUUGCCGAAGCCCAGUAAUUACGUGGAAAAGGAAGAAGGGAACAAAUGGUCCAUGAUGUUUGCCAAGGAUGACAAAAUUAUUUCUUCCACAGGAAAGUCAAUGUUGCGGCGACUGCUGUUGCAACAACAUCCAAAGACAUUCCCAAACAACCUGCAUUUGGCAUGGACGAAGAUUCUGAAUCGGAACUGCAAAAUCGAUAUGGUCAAGCAUUUACAGGCAAUCAGACGACUCAAGAUAAAGCUCGCCCAUCGACAAUCUCGACUCAACCACCGGUUUCAACAUUACCUCGUCCGAAGUAUACUGAGCCGCCGCCUCAGAUCCCGAAACCACCGACACGACAAGCUGUCCUCGAUAAGUUUGGCAAUUUCCGGUUACCAUCAUCGGAGAAACCACCUGAGCCAGUUAUUGUGCCACGUCGUUCCCGUUCGAGUCGAAGUCGCUCUCGUUCACGUCGUCGCUAUAGUGGCAGCCGUUCACGGUCCCGAUCGUAUCGUAGAAGUCGUUCGCGCUCAUAUAGAAGCCGAAGUGGUGGUUCUCGAAGCCGAUCCAGAUCAUUUUCCAGAUCACGGUCACGUUCAGGAAGCAUGGAUCGUCGACGGGACAGAAGACCAAGAGGAGGCCGAGGCGGUUACGAUCGUGGAACGUAUUACAAACCCCGAUUUGGAUUCGGUAGUAGCAGAAGCCGUGGUCGUGGAGGAUACAGAGACUUCCGAGAUUAUCGUGAUCGUGACUAUCGCGGUCGUGGUAGGGACAGAAGAUGGUUGGGCAAUGGUGGUGGAGGUGGUGGUGGUUCCAGUCGUGGCCGUUUCCGUGAUCGAAGUCGUGAACGAAGGCGCUCGAGAAGCCGUUCUUAUGACAGUGUCGAUCGUAAACGCAGUCCGAAUGAUCGUAACAGGAGUCCCAACGACAAUGAGAAAAGCAGAAGCGACCGGAAAAAUUCCCCAUCAGCAAGUGGUAAUGCCCAGGAAAAUUGGGACAAAGGUGCUGAAGCGAAUGCACCACAGGAUGCACGUGGUACUGGAAAGGAUGAGAGUCUGGAGGAAAUUGAGAAGAUAAUCGAGAAAGGCAGAAAAGAGAAAAAGGAGGACAUGAUCGAACGUAACAAAGAUUUGGUCAAAAAGACAACAACUUGGUAGUCGAUGUCGUAAGUGUAAGCAUUUCAUUUUGAGCUUUCCAUGUGAAACACGGAUACACUGAAUAAACAUUUCAAAUUUAUUGGAAA
This is a messenger RNA of Bradysia coprophila, 3506 nucleotides long. RefSeq lists its product as uncharacterized. Gene Ontology annotation, molecular function: nucleic acid binding; protein binding. The record is from RefSeq and is a predicted model, not a curated record. NCBI's taxonomy places the organism in Eukaryota, Metazoa, Arthropoda, Insecta, Diptera, Sciaridae.